AGGGAAAUAUUCGGCUCUAGGUCAUGAAGGACGCUGGACUGAGCGCCCCUCGUUGUUAAAUGAUCAUAUUUAUUUAUACCCUUACAUACUGGAAAUUGCAUACAAAAGUUAAUCAACCUGGUACAAAAACCUAUUAUUUCGAACACUUUUCGUUUUGGCCGAUAAGGCUCGACUGAAACCAACGAAAUACCAAAGUUUUCACCUCGUUACUAUGGUUUCCCAUCGUUUAAAUGAAACUGUAUCAGUAAUUUCUAUCUAUAGCCUAUUGACAAAGCACAGAACAUACACGGCAUAUAAGGGUUUACAAAACUUAGAAGUCAUGAGUACGAAUACAUCAUGUGAUAAAAAUAUUUGUAAUAAUUAUGACUACCGAUAUUCUGAGUUGCAACACGGCCAUGAUUAACUACCUUUCGAAGCACAUGACUCCGGAAGUUGCCACGUUUUCUUAGCAUCGCUCUAUGUCAUCGUGAAUCAUGAAUUCCUUUGGGUUUUCACUCGCUAAAACUUGUUUUUCUUUUUCUUCAUUUUAAUUUCAUAACCUUUUACUGGUCAUUUCAAUUUCUGUUAAAUAGCAUAAAUUGUCACUACGAGGUUCUGGGCACAUCGCGCGCAUAUCAGAGGAAGGGUGUUCUUUUGUAGUGUCACAAGGAAGUUGCGAAACUUUCUAGCAACCCAUGGCAAUACCAUGUUGGUUCUGUGCGAAGUUGUGAUGUCAUGAUCGGAGAUGGAUCUCUAAUACUUGUGCAACUUAAAGGUCCAUAAACAAACCACUAGUGCUUCAUUUAAUUAUCGUUUCCUUUUCUUUUUCAACUCAGGAAAUUGCACAAUCAGGUUCACUUCGUUUCUUCUUUCGUCCUUCGUUCGAUACAAUUUGACUAUUGGCCAGCGCAACCUGCGCAAACAAUGCAGUAAAGACACCGCCAACCUUCAUGUUGUACUUUGCCGAAAUUUCCGCCAAAAUACAGUUUUGUUUUUUCGCUCAGACAGACUCCAUUCCGGUGAAACUGUUCAUGUACUUAGGUUUAUUCUUUUCUUUGUUUUCACACCUUUACUUAUUCCAAGAUAGUUUCGCAAUUUAUUUCUAUACAUGUCGUGACUAACCAACUAUUUUUUCCAUUUGAUAAUUGUGACAUGUCCUCACCGAAACUUCAUGUUUUAGGCUCAGUUUUUCGACAUGCAUAAACUUCUACGCAACUGCUCUAAGUCUGAGAGAUCUCCUUCGUCUACGAUUCGACCCAGUCUCUGACGUAUUAGGACUGUCGUGCUGUUUGUUAUCGCUAACGCUCUGUUAAUAGAGGGGCUCAAAAUGAACAUUUUCCAAACAUCUUACAUACGCCGAUAUAAACAAGCGGUACUUGAUAAACCACAAGAACUGGUCAGACAGGCGCGAUUAUCUUGCAUUUUUUUAACGAGAUUUUAUGGAUGGGUCCAAUCUGCGCCAAUAUGAUUAUUGUUGUAGCUGAUCUGUUAAAUUACCGUAAUCUAUACCAUGCGCUGAACGUUUCCGCUUCAUUCCAUUCCAGAGCUUGUCCAUCUUUUGUCAAUAAUGUGUUGUUCUUCGCUGAACGAAACCGAGUUUUAUCUUCAAAACUUGUUGAAAAUGUCAUUUCCUAACGCCCUAGUUACUGAGUCGAAGAAAAUAAUCUAUUGGAGGUCAAUUGGGGUGAUUGUUUUCUUUGAGGUAAAUCACUUAUACUGCGAUGAAAAUUCUGCUGCAAUAACUGAAAUUUUUGUAACUUAAAUUUAAUCUUCAAAGUAUGUGCUAACUUGAUAAGUUUGGCAAAAGGUAUGAAUCGCUUUCUUGAAAAUGAUAAGAGUAAAAACACUGGGUGAAGAUCAUUUGUUAUUUUGCCCAGUGGAUUAUUUAGGAAAAUAUGCAGAGAGCAAUGGAUAAAAAUGAAGAAAUCCUUCUCGUUAUGCGGCAGAAACAGGUUAAAACAUCGAUAUAACACUUCCUUACUGAUCGUUGAUUAUCUUUACAACUUACAGGAUAUUAAAGUAUUUUUGAUGUGAUGCGUUAAGAGGAUGUCUAGGUUGAGGAGAAAUUGUAGCAUAAAUGUUUAUAUUUGUUAACCAGGAAACGCAUUGCAAUCGCGACGUUCGGGUGAAUUAUAAGUUCUGUAAAUUUUGGCAACACCUUGAGCAGUUAACCAGUGAUACUUGAGGAUCUUACGACUGAAAUACUCGUUUAGUGAUGUCUGAAGUCUUUCGAAACAGUGAAUGCACUACGGCACAACUUCAUUGCCAAUAAUAAUUUUGAAAUUGAGUUUAACUAGAGAGAUCACCAACCAUUUCUUGUGGGUUCAUAGACUAAUACAAACACCUAUUUCUUGGAAAACACUUCGUGAUUGACCAGUGGCGCUAACUAGAGUGUAAUCGUCGCAUUCGGGUCACGUUAUCGUGCUACAUGCCUCAAAAGGGGUGUACCCCUUGUUUUUUACACAGCGUAAACAGUUUGAUGCACUUGAUUCUGAAAAAAUCUGUCAGUAAAGGUUACCAUUAGCGUCUCCUUAUUUUCCUUCUCGCAAUUCCUUCCGAAAAAUAGAAUGUCUCGUAAUCAAGUUAUCGAAUGAAAGGUUUUAUUCAUGGUUGCAAUCUUGAUAAUGAAAGAAAUACUAGUGCGGCUAAAUUGUCAAGGAAAUCGCCAUUGUGGCGCAAUUUUUCAGUCGAUAUCUUAACAUUGAACAUGUUCGUUAUAGCUUCCGGUCAGCCAUCUGUAAUUAUACGUUUUUAUCAUUUUUACUGAAUUCGGUGUCUAAAUAUGGUAUUUUUUAAACAAUUCUAAUAAGGGUGCAAGGAAUAGUGAUACGUGAUGCUAUUUCUUGUCCAUGUAAAACGUGUAAAGAGUCGGAAAAUCAACUAGAUUUGAGAAAAGUUCAGGAACCCGCAACUCGACUUUUUAACGGCUCAGAUCUUCUGUCCAGUGACUCAGAAAUCCUACGUGGUUGGCUUUUGACAACCAAGAGAACCAGAUUGUGCAAUAAAUUUUAAACUGAACGAUGUUGGCAACAAAAUGCCAGAAUAACUCAACGUAGUUCAAGUUUACUUGCGCGGGACAUACCAAAUAUGUUAUGAAUAUUUAUUCCAGGUUUUGAGUGUGAUAACAUAGUUGUGGACACUGUUUAAGAGUAAUUGUCAUUUUUCAAGUCUACAUCAUCAUUCCUCAAAUAAGAUGGGCCAGUGUUGUGGUAGGUUUUUUUUUUUAUGGUAAGUGGUUUUCAUAGUGGGUGGCUAUCAUAGUUAGCCUUGUGGGUCACUUUUGCCCGAAAGGGUAUGGUGUUUGAGCCAUCUGGGUUUUAAAAAUGAAAUGUAGUUUCUAGUCUGACGUUUUUAAGAGGAGUCUCGAUAUCCUACAUGGUUAUCGUAUUUAUAUCUUUUUAUCUUCAAACGAAUAAUGCGAGGAAAAAUAGUCACAAGUUUAUCGCUGCAGAGUAAGGAAGUAGGCUGCGAGUUAAUGAAGUCCCUCAUGUCACGGUUUGUUGAUCCCAAAAAAACAAUUUAAGAAAACAAUGAAAAAAAACAUUUUUUAAAAAAUCCUCGUGAAAUUUUACGUUCGCCAUUCGUAGUUCCUCUUAAUCUUCUCGUCAUGAAUCAUUCUUGUUUUCUUUUUCCCUUUUGGUCUUGUUAUAUCUUUGGUUUCCUUUUCUUUUCUUUUCUCUUCUUUUUUUUUUUUUUUGUUGUUUGUUUGAUUGGUUUUUCGUUCUUCAUGAACUGAUUUCUUGUUCUCACCUUCAAAAUUAAGAAAAGUUCAAAAGUCCAUUACAUCUAGGGUUGAUCGCUUUCAAGGGAAAACACCUGGUUAAGAUUAGAAUUGUUUCUCAUUUUUUUCCUCGCGCUUGCUUGAUCUUGCUGUUGGGUGCGUGCUUAUGGAAUGCGGUAAAUUUUGUCUCUCUAAGCGUAGAGGGAUUUUACCGGAAAAAGAGACUAAGUAAAGACGGAUACCCUUGUUCCUGAAACCGGAGAAACAAAACCCCGAUUGCUUUAUACUCCAUCAGUUUCUUAUCAACCUGCACAGUUUUCGCGUGAAUGCACAAUCAAUAUCGUUACAUGAUUUUGCUCAUUCUUUAACACCCUACAUACCUAUCUUGUUGUAAACAGUUCGUCUGUCUUAAAUGGAUGUUUCUCAUCGAAGUUGUGUUUUGUGCGGAUAGGCCACAAGGGUGGAAAUUCUGAAUAAACUUGCCCGAUUAAGUAGUGAACGAACGUCACAUUUACGUCAUAAAAGCGGAAAAAAGCCAGCCAGGUGCUUGGUUUUUGAGAGGUAAAUGUCUGAGGCUGUUUUAGAAAUAAUGAAUAAAAACCUCAUUUCACUUCAUUUUCCUGCACGUUUACUUCGCCAUAAGGUCAUAUGUUUUGUAUUAUUGGUGUGUGAAUAGCACCUACAUUACUUUGAUGCCUUCUCAUCGGCUUUAAACUAUGCAGGGAAGUUCAUAUUUAUUUGUAAAUCUAUCGUCUGGAGUCUCAUUAUUUGUGUCUCGGAUUACGAUGUUAUCCUUGCGGUCUGUUUUAAUUCCCUCUGGGGUUAUAAAUCGUUUCAAAGCCAUUCAGCGUUUUUCCCCGUCCUCGUAUUACUCACCCACGCUAAAAAUACAGAGAUGACAGGCGGAGAUUAGAAUGGAUGACCCUAUAAAUACAGGUCGCGCAAAUUCGUCACAGAUAGUUAAGGACAUCACCGAGUAAACACAAGAGUGAUCAGAAGAGAGAGAAUUCUAAGAGAGUUUGGUUCUUAUCAAUCGUGGCCUCUUUAUUUGGUUUAAUUACGCCCACAAAGAUGAAGGCAAAAAUCAAGAAGCAAGGUGAAAAGUGGCAAAAUUCGGUUGACACGUUGCCGCUUCCACGGAACGUUUUCAACGUGGUUGUCCUCGGUGCGGGAGGCGUAGGAAAAACGUCGCUUGUUACGCGUUUCGUCAAGAAUGAAUUUUCAGAUCGCUACAAUCCAACAGUGGAAGAUUUGUACGAGAGGCCCAUUGAGUUGAGAAAAGGUGUCAGCGCAGUUUUGCAAGUGCUAGACACGGCGGGUUCGUAUCAAUUUCCUGCCAUGAAAAGACUGACACUUCAGUACGGAGAAGCGUUCAUUAUUGUGUAUUCAGUUGUCGAUCCUGCUUCACUUGACGAGGCAGUGAAACUGCAGCAAGAAAUCUACGAGGCCAAAGGCACAGAAGAUGUACCCAUGGUGUUUGUUGGUAACAAGUGCGAUCUGACCUCAGGAACAGACAAGCGGCUUGUGAGUCAUGCCAUCGCGUCCACGCUCACUCGCGGAAAAAACUGUAUUUUGGCGGAAACUUCGGCUAAGUACAACGUGAACGUUAGCGGUGUCUUCACUGCCUUAUUGGCGCAAGUUGCACUAGCCAAUAGUCAAAGUAUAUCGAACGAGAGACCAAGGAAGAAGCGAAGUGUAGUUUCCUGAUUUGACUGAAUGCGAGGAAACGGAAUUUCAGUUAGGAACUUGUGGUUUGGUAUAUGGACUAAAGGCUCAAUACAUAAAAUUAGAUAUCCGUCUCCGCUCAUGACAUGACAUUUUCGUGUUGAACUUGACAUAUUAUUGCAAAGAGUUGCUACAAUGUUGCGCAACGCCUUAAGGGCAUAGCAAAUGUCCACUUUUCCAUGGUCAUGUGCGCCCUUUCCACGGUUAUGCGCGCAAUUUGCUUAGAAUCUCGUGCUCAGAAUUUAACUUAUUUAAAAUGCUAUGAACUUAUUUGUAAAUAGACAUGAAGAAAUGAAUCAAGAAUGAGGAAAAAAGACAAAAUAUUCUUUAAACGACAUCCUUAAAACAUUAUACCAAUAAAGAAAGAUAGUGCCAUAAAAUUUUAUCACGUGGCAGUUUUCGGUGUCACGCGCUGCUGAGUAAGUAAGUAAGUUAUUCAUGGCUCGUGAUAUGGUCUGAUAUUACUUGACAAGUCAGCGUAUUUGCAGUUAUGAACAUUACAGAUUUCCUAAAGCAUGUAACUCCUUGAAAAUACUUAGUCAUGUAGAGGAUCUGUGUUACUUCAAUUAAAUGCCUUGUAAAUAGCUGUAAAAAUGAAAAUUACUUGUACAGAUUAAUUUAAGUGAUACAACAUUGUAAUUAUAAAGAUCUCACCAAAAAAAUAAAUUAUUCAAGGUCAAAUUUUGUGGAGA
This is a messenger RNA of Pocillopora damicornis (cauliflower coral), 6117 nucleotides long. RefSeq names its product ras-related protein Rap1. Lineage: Eukaryota; Metazoa; Cnidaria; Anthozoa; Scleractinia; Pocilloporidae. The record is from RefSeq and is a predicted model, not a curated record. Gene Ontology annotation, molecular function: GTPase activity; GTP binding.